Messenger RNA from Pelmatolapia mariae (spotted tilapia), 4229 nucleotides. RefSeq names its product protein TUNAR-like. NCBI's taxonomy places the organism in Eukaryota, Metazoa, Chordata, Actinopteri, Cichliformes, Cichlidae. The record is from RefSeq and is a predicted model, not a curated record. The transcript is spliced from 2 exons. Bases 728 to 985 code for a protein of 85 amino acids.
ACACACAGCCACCGUAGCAGGAGAAAAGGUAUAUUAGGUUGCACAUCAUGUAGAGGAAACAGGGGCUUCCACCACUUUAGCGGGGGUGCUUUUUUAAAAAAUCCUUUUUUAAAAUUUUUGUAUGAAUCAUGUAAAAGCCAAGGUGUCUGCUAAACACAUCUUAUGCCGCUGACCAGUAAAAGUUUUCUUGAGAAGAUGAGCUUUUAAUAAGGGUUGACAGGUUGUCUUGGAAGGAGAGACAAGCCCGAAAAUCUCUCUUUUUUUGUAAGCUUUGCGGAUUAAAGACAAAGGAGGAUGGAAAUAUUCGCAUGAAACAGCUUUGUUACCCCCCACCCCCAUCCUGCCCAUCAACUGACUCCAUUCUUCAACUUGACAUCAUCCCUUCACACAGACAAGAAGAAGAAGAAGAACAAGAGGAGAAGAGAGAAGCAGAGGUGGGGAGGCAAACAGACGGGAAAGAGGAGGAAGAGCGGAGAGGAGGUGGGCAGCACACUUUCAGCUCUCACAAGGCUGAGGAGGAGAAAGUGACAGCAGCUAGAACUUGGCCACACUAGUGAGAUGAAAUUUGGAGAGGAGACGCUGCAGCGCUCGAGGAGACGACAUCUAAAGAGAGCCCUAAAAUUGGACCGCCUGGAAGGCAAGCCAGCAGUCUCUGGAUCCCGUCCACCGCUUCCACCCCCAACAGCAGAAGGAUGAGAGGGGUCGACUUUCACCUUAGUGGCCAGGGAUGUCUGUGCACUACGGGAAGGCAUCCCCUUCCAGCAUGUCCAAUGCUAUGUUAUUCCUGAUGCUUUGCAAGAUUGGUCUGAGAAGAAAACUGCAGGCUUUUCCAGGGAAAAUGGUAAACACUCUCUACAGUGAUGAGGAAAAGGGAAUCCAAGACAAGGAAAGUAAGGAGGAGACCAUCUUGGCCAUGCUGGGAAUCAUUGGGACCAUUCUCAACUUGGUCGUCAUUAUUUUUGUCUACAUCUACACCACCUUGUAGGUCUUGAACUCUUAUUGUGCUUCAUCAGUGGACACAGCAGAGCACAUCUGAGCUGCUUCAGCAACACUGUUGACUGAAAAGGAGAAAAAGAUGGGUGGAGAAAGGAAGAGGAGGCUGAACUGUGCUGUUGCCAUAUGGCACCAGUCCUGCAUCACUUCAAACAGCUGAGACUAUAAGAAACUGGCUUGUUCCUCUCCCUUUACAGGUAAAAUUACCCAGAAUUUCUGGUCAUUUUGACUUGUAUAUAAAUGCAUGAAGCAAAGUCGAGAGACUGAAAAGAUGAGAGCUUUCACUAACACAUGGACUUAAAACAGCAGGCAGAGUGGACAUUUUUGAAUAAUACUUUUCAAAUGUUUUUUUAAUUGUUCUGUUUUACAUCCAUGGGAUAACAGUUCAAAUUGUAAGUGAAAAUUAGCUUUUGGUUUGCUGUUUUUUUUUUUUUAACACAACAAAUUUCCAUUUCUAUGAGAUUUUAACAGACAAAAGUAAGAAAAUGUUAUUCUGAUUGAUUUCAUGUUCACUUUAAGACUGUAUUUGUCAUCAGUGUUUGCAAAGUAUUGACCGGAUGACAUUUACGGAGACUAUUAUUCCUGAAAUUUAAAUACAUGCAGAGUUUUAGGUUGUAUGCUUGUACAUUUACAGGUCAAAACUGAGUCUAUAAAUGGUAUAAUAUCAGUUUAAUGUGCUGAAAUGAAUCCAUAAUGGUUAUACUUGACAUUGUGCCGAACAUUAAACCACGGAAGAAUACUUAAAUUGUUACUUAAAUUAGUUAAAAGCAAUGUCGUUAUCCUGUAAGUGUUUAAUUUAUCACUUCCACCUUUAAAGGCCAUCCAUAUAGAAAAAGAAGAACCGAGAAGCAUAUUUUACUCACUCAGAUGCAGCUUUGAAACUUCACAAAGCCUUUCAAAAAUAUGUCAACAUGUACAAAAUGUUUCAUAAUCUUUAUGUUACUUAUUACUAUAAAAAGCUCACUCUUCAAAGUAGAAAAGGGAAAGCGACAGCUUGGACUCUCAGUUUGUGCAUCACUAAAUCAGAACUUGUCCAUGAUUACUGUUUGCCUUAAAACAUGAGGAAAUGUCUAUUUCCGCAGUGUUUAUCAGGUUAUAAAGACUUUGUGAAACCUUUGUGAAACCCUUGUUGUACAUACAUAUAAUGUUCGUAUUUUAUGGGUUUAUUGGCGGUAAUUUUUAUAAAAGCAUCCUACUCUUGUCUUAACCAACGUGACUACUACAAGAUAUUUCCAGACCUGGGCCAAACAGCUUACCUUGAGUCAUUUGUGUCCAUUUUCAGAGGACGACACUGGACAGUACUGUGAAUCGUAGGAAAUUUACAUGACGGCAAGAACCUUUAGAUUAGCUUUUGGUAUGAUUCUUUUUCUUACACUGACUAAACUAACACUGUGUCUAUUUUAAGGCCUCGUUCCAUCUGAGAGCAACCGUGUCAGCUAGAAAUUACAUUUACAUACAACUAAAUUUCAACAAGAAGGGAGUAUGUUGCUGACUGACUUAUGUUUUCUUUUGAAAUAUUGAGGAAAUGCUCUUUAUUUAUUGAACAAGUGGUUUAGUUUAGGUUUACACAAAGUUGAGGUCAGCUGCACAUCCAAUUGGAAAAGUUAGUUCAAGCUACUUUAGCAUGCAUGCAUUUGCUGUGCACCUCCAAGCAUCUUGGCAACCCGCCUUCACCUCCAGCAUUGCCUAUGACUAUUUAUAUACGCAAACUCAAAGGUGAGGCGGUCCCAGACAAAAAAAAAUCUGUUAUCGAAACAAUCUUCUUUAAGCAUGACACAACGAUGUUGAUAAUGAACUUAAGUGUAACACGUGUAGUGACAGCAUAUUUAAUUUUUCCACCAAAAUAUUUGGCUUUGGAAAAGUAUAUAUAAAUGCACCAGCUACAAAAUUGUUAGACUGCUGUUUUGGCACUCUGUGUCAACACUUUUGAUGUUUCAUGUUUAAAAUCUUCUGAUUCUUACCACUGAACGAAAACAGUGACACAGCCCACAGUCAGCCAGUAAGGCUGAAUAAGAAUGUAAACCCCAGGCUGUGGUGUCACGGUCCAAUUUUGGGUCCUGUUGUCUAUGUCGAUUUCCUUAUGCUGACUGAACAUUCCUGCAGUGCUUCACUCAUUUAAAAAAAAUGAUAUUAACAUAUAACCAUAAUGUUCGUAAGACAGGCUUACUGUCAGACACACUGGACAAAAACCGAUUAAUUCUACUUGACCCAGGACUGGAAUUAAGAAACAUUUUGCACUUAAACAUGAGAAGAAAGUAUGUCAAGUUUUUUUUCUUCUUUUUUCCACAUUUUUGAGUCUGACUGAUCUGGUCCAGCUUGUACAAAUCAAAUCAGGUCAGGUUAUGUGACAGUUUGAAGUAAAAGUGACUUUCUGUAACAUCCUAAUUUAAGAAGCACUGAAAUUCAAGAAUUUCUUUUUCUGGUCACUUUUAUAUUUGCGUUGAAGGAGGGAGAUAAAUAUUUGAGAAAAACAAUUUGUUUUCGAGGCAAUGGUAGGUACUUUUUUCCUGUGCUUCCAAUCUUAAUGCUAAAAUGACUGGAUGCUGGCUGUAGCUGUCAGACAUAUAAGUGAUAUUGAUCUUCUUAUGAAACUUCCAGCAAGAAAACUAGUAAGUUCCCAAAGUGUUGCACUAUUCUUCUAAUAAAACUAGAUAUAAGAGAUGAGAAAAGGCCUCCAAAUAACGAUGUACAGUUUGUAGAGAAUGUAAGGGUAGACAGGAGGCUAUAUUAUGUGAAAAAAUGUCAUGUUUGUGCUCUUCAGUCAACAACCUCUUGAUUUCAGAAAGUGCCUGAGAUGAAAUGUCUCGACCUCACCAAUGGAGAGGUGAAGGAAAGAAAAAUAGAUCGCCUGUCAUACAGCCAGAUGAGUGGAAGAGGUUUGCAGAAAAACAUGUAUCCUGAUGGGACUGGAUUUCCACAUAGCAUAGUUAGCGAUGCCAGUCAUUGUUUGUCUGGGCUGAGGGGCUCCUUUGUUUCACAGAAAGGUUUUAAAAUGAAAGCUUAGUAAGCACACGGAAGAGUCUUAUGAAUGUAUUUAUAUUUGAUGUUAAAGUUGAUUAUUCCUCUUAUUCUUAUUGUUUAUUUAUCUUUCCUAAAGCUAUGUAACCCGAUGUAUCCUUAUGAUUUAUUUGUGUGUAUGCAAAAUCUAUUUAAAGUCACUGUAAAGUCUCUUGUGGGUGACAAAUGGAAGGGUUAACAGUUUUUCAGCCUGCAGUUUUGUUAAAAAAUAUUAAAUA